AUGACGGGCAAGGGCGAGAACACGAUCGAGCUCGCCCAAGCUGCAGUCGACGCUAUCGGCGACUCUCCCGAGACUGCGCUUGCCGGCUUUGUUCUCCCGGACCUGCUGUAUGGCUUUGGUAGUCUCGGCCUGGGCAUUGUGGUGCGGCGGAGCAACGCUAGCGUCGCCGAUCCGUGGCAGAUUCAUGUCGAGACGGUGACGAGCGCGUGGGUCGAGACCAGCCGAGUCAUGUGCGGCCUUCGCACAGGUUCGCCGCUGUGUAUCGAUUGGUACCCGGGUGGCGCAGAAGGGCGUCGCAACUCACUGAGCUCGUCUGAUGACGACAGCGACGUCGACGAUGCUGGAGAGAGCCGCAGCAAGACCAGCCGGCCGGUGGUUCGAGUCAGGCCGGUGGCGGCUGUCGAGGACGUGCUGGUGGUGAUGCGGCCGGGCCAUGCCGCGGCACCGGUGCUGGAAGCAUACGCCAAGUCUGCGCUCCACACUGCGUACCUCGGCGUGGUCUUUUGCCGCAAUCCGGUGCUGGCGCUGCCGGCGCAGCGGACGGCGCUACUGACGGUGGCACUCGUCCAGGCCGUCAACCAGCUGCUUGAUCCGGCGUGCUGCGAGCCUGGCUUUGUGGCUGUGGUGUGGACGCUGCUGACCUCGUUGCGGGCGCGGAUGGGGAUUAACGGCGCAUCGCCCGAGCAGUUCUGGAACGGAGUGAUCUACAAGCUCAUGGAGCCACAUCCGGAGCGGCGACUGACCGAGGCUCCCGAGGACGAUGUGUCAUCGGUGGCCAAGGUGCUAGGCCCGCUGAUGGUGUGCCACGAGGCUGUGGAUGAGGUUGGUCUCUUUGAACUCGCUGCAGCGCCGCAGCUGUCUGCUGUGGCGCUGGCCCUGCUGGCUGAGUCGAUCUCGCGGUCGUCGCGCGUCUACCUCAAGUGCCGUCUUGCAAGACGCGGCGUGGCCAACCACGCGGCUGCAAUGCGCGACGAGGCCCAAGCGGUCCUGGCCCGGGCGCUCGGCAUUAGCCCUGAGUCAGUGCCGGCGAUCUCGCCGAGCGAUGAGGUCAUCGACCCGCCGGCGUCGGCCUUGACCUUUGGCAGCGAAGCCGACAUCGACCGCGCGCUGCGGGCGUCGAGCAAGCUCUUCCGCAAGCCGGGGUGGACCAAUGUACCGCCGACGGCCGUGCUGGCCUGCCUGCAGAUGGCACGGGUCGUCCAGGGCUUUGGCCGCGAGCUUGCGCAGCCGACCGCUGACCCGCCACCGGCCUUUGUGACAGCCGUAUGCAGCACGUUUCGUGGGCUUUCGAUGGGCGCGUUCCUCACCCAAUUUGUGGAGCCCGGUGCUGGGCGCGAGCUCGACCGGCGGGCGCUGCAGGCUGCGCUCUAUGUCCAGGGCAUCGAGUUCCACUCAUCCAAGCUCCGCCGCGGUGGCGAGAUUGGCGAGCUGCUUGAACCGCAUGCAUUGGUGGCCAGCGCGGCGGCGCGGGCGCGCAAGACCAUGUAUGCUGCGGCGCGGAGUGUCAAGCUUGCCCGACUGGCCCGAACCCGCAAGCUCAACGCGCGCGAGCUCCGGAGGCAGGAGAAGCUCGCUGCGCUCGCUGAGUUUUACACAGCCCAUGCCGGUGUACCGAAGCUCUUCAGCGAGGCCGAGGUGGCCGCCAUGAACCGUGCAGCACCCAGUGCCGUUGAUGCCGUCGUCCGCGAGCCAUCGGGCCUUCUCCGCCACCGAUGCUGCUUCGAGGCCUGCCCACGCUUUUUAGAGUACCUGGGAACCCAGGCAGAUCGGCUGCACGGCACCCGCAAGGGCCUCUUCACCCAUCUUGCCCCGAUCACCCAGCGUUCUUGCAAGGUUCCGUACUUCCCAGGCUGGCAUUUGAUGGCCAUCAUGCUCUGGCGCAAGACCCGAUCGGCCCACAAUGGCCGCCAGACCUUUAUCACCCGUCUUGUCAACCACUACCGCGACCGCACAAGCUCGUCAGCUGUCGUCGCCUCGCUUGCGGAAGCAACCUGGCUCUCGAUCGAGGCCAUGGUCGCCGCUGAUUGA
Thecamonas trahens ATCC 50062 is the source of this 2028-nucleotide messenger RNA. RefSeq lists its product as uncharacterized. Lineage: Eukaryota; Apusomonadida; Apusomonadidae. The record is from RefSeq and is a predicted model, not a curated record. The transcript is spliced from 2 exons. Bases 1 to 2028 code for a protein of 675 amino acids.